This is a messenger RNA of Annulohypoxylon truncatum, 2595 nucleotides long. RefSeq names its product vacuolar amino acid transporter 3. Bases 112 to 2412 code for a protein of 766 amino acids. The transcript has 2 exons. Gene Ontology annotation, molecular function: amino acid transmembrane transporter activity. The record is from RefSeq and is a predicted model, not a curated record. Gene Ontology annotation, biological process: amino acid transmembrane transport. NCBI's taxonomy places the organism in Eukaryota, Fungi, Ascomycota, Sordariomycetes, Xylariales, Hypoxylaceae.
GACGUCUUCAUGUGCUUACUGUCAACCCAUAUAGAGCCUUACUCCGACGCGUCCGAUAUCUCAAUGAUUACUUCCUGCUAAACACUAAUCAUACUUAAUCUAACCACCAUAAUGACGAACUCCGAUCAAGAAAGAAGCACGACACCUCAGCCUGGAGGGCCUUUGGCUGUACCAUUAUCCUCUUCUCCAGGUUCGUUGAGGAGUAGAACGUAUGGAACUUCGGUGCCGCGCGCUGAUGUCACUGCUCGCCUCGCUUCCCCCGUGCCCUCUCAAAUAUUCGGAACUCCACCGAUACAAAGGCCCCAGCCAACGAAUAGGGAUGACGAAGUUGCCGAGAACUCAGGACCUCUUGCGGGUGCUGGCCAAAGUUUCACUGGUCCCGGCGUGUCUGCUCUUGCUGCAGCUCUUUCAAAUUCCGUAGGAGCCUCGCCCCCAAGAUUUGGUACUCCGCCGAUACGAUCGUCGUCACCAGUCGGGACAGCUUCAGGUCUACAGCCGUCUAUAACACCAACAAACUAUGGUUCCUUCGAGGCGCGAUCAAGACAUUUACAAAGUGGUGGUACCGGUGCUUACGAAGACCCUGAAAUUAUCAAGAGGCAUUUGGUCCAACCUACCGACACCGGAGACUCAGGAUCUAACAAUGGCGAUAAUUCAAAAGGCAAGCAAGUUGGCGAGGCCGCCGAUCCUGGGCGCAUUGAUGACGAAUUUUCGAGUUUGAGAUUGCAGGGAGGAGACAUAACACGCCAGAUCUAUCGAUGGACCGAAGAUGCCGAAGACCGAAGCCGUCAUCAGCGUAGCAAGAGUUUCAGUCAUGCCAGGGACGAUCCUGAAAGCGAUGUCCUCGAUAUAAAUUCCAUUAAGAUCCCUGGCGGUUUUAGACGGAAUUAUCUUAGGCGAGCUGGCCAAAGCCCGUCCUUGGACCCGCAAAGAGUAGAAGCAGGUCAAAGCACUUCAAGGGGUAGACAGGAUCCUCAGUUGUUCACUAACAGUUUCCUGGAGUUUUUGUCUAUCUACGGCCACUUUGCAGGUGAAGAGCUUGAAGAGGAUGACGAAGUUUUAGGACCUGGCGAGUAUUUCUCCUCUGGAGAAAGUGAGGAUUACUAUGAUAGCGAGGAGGAAAGAGAACCGAUGGAAGACAGCGCCCUGCUGACACCGUCCAAGCGCAAGAGAAGAAGAAAGGUCAGAGGCGGCAGCGGCAACAAUUCCCCUUUCAACGCCGCUUUACUUCUCCUAAAGUCGUUCGUUGGCACAGGAGUGUUGUUCUUACCCCGGGCCUACUUCAAUGGUGGUAUGAUUUUCAGUAACCUAGUUCUGCUCUUCGUCGCGGCACUAAGCUACUACUGCUUCGUGCUGCUAGUCACCACACGGUUGAAAGUCGAAGGGUCUUUUGGUGAUAUCGGAGGUAUCUUGUACGGCGAUUGGAUGAGAAAACUGAUUCUAUUUUCGAUCGUCGUCAGUCAGAUUGGAUUUGUCGCAGCCUAUAUCGUAUUCACGGCGGAAAAUUUGCAAGCUUUUAUCCUUGCUGUCUCUGACUGCAACACAUAUAUUCAAGUCACUUACUUGAUCUUGAUGCAGAUGAUUAUCUUCCUGCCAUUCUCUCUGUUCCGGGACAUCGGGAAACUUGGUUUCACAGCUUUAAUAGCAGACGCUUUCAUUGUUAUUGGCCUGGCAUAUCUUUUCUACUAUGAUAUUCUCACUUUGAGCACUAACGGUCUCGCGGAUAUCAUCCAAUUUAACCAAAAAGACUGGACACUCUUCAUCGGCACGGCUAUCUUCACCUUCGAAGGCAUCGGCCUUAUCAUCCCUAUCCAAGAAUCGAUGAAAUCGCCUUCCAAGUUCCCCAAGGUCAUGUUUUAUGUCAUGAUCAUCAUUACAGUCCUCUUCAUCACCAUGGGUGCGGUAUCUUACGCCGCAUACGGUUCAAAGACGGAGACUGUUGUUCUUCUGAACCUACCCCAAGAUAACAAGCUUGUCAAUGGCGUCCAAUUUCUAUACUCGCUCGCUAUCCUCCUCUCAACGCCCUUACAGAUUUUCCCUGCUAUUCGUAUCACCGAGAACGCCCUGUUCACGAGAAGCGGCAAGUACAACCCCUACAUCAAGUGGCAGAAGAACAUGUUCCGUUUCCUCGUCGUCUUCCUCUGUGCUUUCAUUGCCUGGGGAGGCGCAGAUGAUUUGGACAAGUUCGUUGCCCUUGUCGGGAACUUUGCCUGCAUUCCCCUCGUGUAUAUCUAUCCGCCACUGCUCCAUUAUAAGGGUGUAGCUCGAAGCCGGGUCCGAAAAGUAACCGACAUUGCUCUCUGCAUAUUUGGAUUUAUCGCCAUGGCAUACACCACCAGCUUGACGGUAAUUAGCUGGGCUAGCGGCCCCUCUGGCCCAAGCCUACCGAAAUAUUGCGAUCCUAACAAGUUCUAAAACUACAAGACAAUAUUAACAUUGUCUUUACCUCUUAAAAUUGUAUAUUACUUGAACCAGCAGCAUCGGGGGGUGCCACAGAUUUAGAAACUUCCCUAUCUACACAGGAGAUGGAGAUUGUCCACGCGGAAUAGAGUUCAUAUGCAUAGCUGUUUAGCAUUGGAGUGGAUUAUCUUCAUGUUG